Lucilia cuprina (Australian sheep blowfly) is the source of this 2999-nucleotide messenger RNA. It is a transcript of the gene REPTOR, whose product is annotated as protein CREBRF homolog. The record is from RefSeq and is a predicted model, not a curated record. The transcript has 5 exons. NCBI's taxonomy places the organism in Eukaryota, Metazoa, Arthropoda, Insecta, Diptera, Calliphoridae. Gene Ontology annotation, biological process: regulation of transcription by RNA polymerase II; response to unfolded protein. Gene Ontology annotation, cellular component: nucleus. Gene Ontology annotation, molecular function: DNA-binding transcription factor activity, RNA polymerase II-specific; RNA polymerase II transcription regulatory region sequence-specific DNA binding. The coding region runs from base 366 to 2999 and encodes 877 amino acids.
GUUUUGAAAUUGAAUUGUCAAAUUUGUUUUAAUGGCUUUUUGAGGUUUUGGAAAAAUAAUAAUAAUAAUAAUAAAAAAAUUACAAAAAAAAAAAAAAAAAAAAAAAAUGUGAAAGGCUGUGUUCGGUUAAAGUGUAUAAUUGGUGAUGGUUUGUGCAAUAAAAUCAAAAAAGAAAAGGAGUUACACAUCUACAUAAAAGACCUCCUCAGAGGUCAAGCCCCAAUAUAUAUUGGGUGGGCUUAAUCAAAUUAAUUAAACAUUACCUUUAAAACCCAGCAAAAGGUUUUUAUUUCGAAAGCCCAACAUACCGAAAAGAAACAAAUAUAAAGAGUUUCUCGUUAAAACUCUUUAAAUUUUAAAAUACAAUGACAGAAAAUCAAUUAUUUCCCAUGUCGACAGAAUUAUUCGACACCUCUUCCAAUAGCAGUAAUCCACUGAAAUACGAUUUGUAUACGUUGGGAUUAACAACCAGUGUAGGAUCGGCAACAGCAUUAUUUGCAACAUUUACGAAUACGAGCAGCGGCGGAGGUAUUGGCACAAAUUCUCUAUUUACACCCACAAGUAGCAGCAGUAGUAGUCUUGGUGGUGGCAGUGGCAGUAGUAAUGUUAUGCUAACGAAUGCCAUAACAAUACCACGUAGUAAUAAUCCAAAUCAAAGUCAUAAUCCCUAUCAAGACGAGGCACAACAUCAUCCCACCAACAGUCCAUUUCUUAGUCAUUUAUUGCAUCAUCAGCAGCAACAGAAUCUUCAGCAACAACAGCAGCAGCAUAUAAAUAACAUGAUGUCUUCUUCAGCCAAUAUGCAGCAGCAACAACAACAGCAGCAACAGAAUCAGCAACAUUCCAGCGGUUUGUUGUCGAAUUCUCUUUCCGAUUAUUCCGAUUAUACUUUAGAUGCUUCUAUUUCACCUUCUCUGUUGCAAGAUGUCAGCUUAAGUGCUGCCGCUCCCUCACAGGGUCUUAAUUCCGGUCAAAAUUCUAGCGCCUCCCUAACAUCACCCUUCUACAGCCAAGAUCCUUCAUCGCCACUCAGUAAUAACAAUGGUUCUUUGGGUAGUAAUGGCGCAACGGGCGGUAGCAAUGGCAGCGGCAACUCCAGUAAUCUAAAUAUCUCCUCUUCUACUGAUAUUACUGGAGUUACUUUUCUCACUUCUACCGCCACAGCAGAUGACUCCUCAUCUCUGUUGUACGACUCAAAUCUAGCGCCCAAUUCCAUGUGGAGUGAUGUUGGCAGUGCCAUUUCCACCAAACAUGAACCCUUUUUCAUAGAAGAAAACUAUAUUUUUCCUUUGGAUAAAUCGGAUGUAAAUAAUACCGGUUUUGGUGACUUUGAAGGUGAUAUUGCGAACUUAGAAGAUAUAGGAAAUUUGGAAGACUUUUUGCCAUCUUCAGGUUCUCAUGACGAUGCUGGUCACUCGUUUCAUUUGCUAUCACCUUCUUUACAUACCGCAGCACAAAGUAGCACGCCUUCUCCGGGUAUGGGACCACCAAUGGAACUAUUACAGCAUCAACAACAGGAACAACAACACCAACAUAUAACACAGUUUACGCAAAUACAAACAAUGCAGAACUCCAAUGGUGAAGCUAAUGGCAACUCUAAUCAAACAAACUCUAUGCAAAUCCAACAGCAGCAGCAGCAACAACAACAAAAUCAUCAAAGUUCCUCUAGUCCAUAUGAAAUUUAUCACAGUACACCAAAUAAACAUCAAUUGCAGCAACAACAACACAAUACAAAUUUUUCACCCGGAAGUCUACCUUCUCCUUCACCACUACAAAUGAAUUCCAUAACACCACCACCACCUCAUGCCAAUCGUUCACAAUACCAGAGCCAAGUCAAAUCACGCAACAUGCAAGAGCUGCUAAAAAAAGAUUUCUCCAUAUCGCCCGAUCGUAAUAAUUCGUCUUGUCUCUUGGGCCAUUCGGUACCCGCUACGCAUGGCCUCCGAAUGUCUGCCAAUACUUUGAGUCCCAGUAGUGGCAGCAGUGGUUUUGGUAGUACAAAUGGUGCCAACAUUAGUUCCGGUUCCUCGAAUGCCCCUGUGAUAAGUGUAAAUAGUGCACGCAAGCAAAUGUAUAUGGCCAAUGAAGGCAAUACAAUAUCAAGAUUAUCCUCGUCGGCGCCCACACAUUUGGGACCGACCGAUAUAUGGAUGCGUAGAGAACCCAGACAGCAUUUAUUAUCUACCAGUUCCUUGGCCGAAGCCGAGUCUUUCUCAUCCCUUAGUACCGGCAGUGUUUUGUCACCCGAUGGCCAUGACUAUUCACAGGAUGAUGACGAUGAUAUUUCAACCGAUUAUAAUAGUGAUCACUAUGAUGAUUUAUCCUCUGACAAUGGUUCCGACAAUGAAGAUGAUAAUUCCACAAUCCAUGGCCGUUCAAAUUCUAUGAGUAGUAAUCAAUUGUCUUCUUCUAAAGGCAAAGAGAGAUUCUUUUGGCAGUAUAAUGUCCAGGCCAAGGGGCCCAAAGGCAAACGUUUAGUUUUCCAAUCAAAAUUAGAAGAUCCUCAUGUACUGAAUGAGGUCACCGAUCCGGUAUUUAGUCCUAAUUGUUCUGUUAGAGGCAUAAAGGUGUAUAAGCAUAGUGGUAAAGCGCGCAAAGGUGAUGGUAAUGAUUUAACCCCAAAUCCUCGUAAAUUACAUAAUAUUGGCAAAGAAUUAGAUCGUUUAAGUCGUACCAUUAACGAUAUGACACCCGUAUCCGAACUGCCCUUUAAUGUUAGACCCAAAUCACGUAAGGAGAAAAAUAAAUUAGCUUCACGAGCUUGUCGUUUAAAGAAGAAGGCUCAACAUGAGGCCAAUAAAAUUAAACUAUUUGGUUUGGAAAUUGAACAUAAACGUUUAUUAAAUGCUAUUAGUGAUAUUAAACAGAAUCUGGCUUUAAAAUAUCGCAAACAAAAUGUGGGCGAAAAUGCCGAUGAGGUGGAACAACAAAUUGAAAGAAUUUAUAAACAUGCUAUAGGUAAGUUAAGAAAACAUUUCAUUACUGUUUACCUUCGUUAG